Molecule: messenger RNA, 7176 nt
Organism: Hemicordylus capensis (graceful crag lizard)
Lineage: Eukaryota; Metazoa; Chordata; Lepidosauria; Squamata; Cordylidae
Gene: COMMD10
Product: COMM domain containing 10
Exons: 9
Coding region: 174-686 (170 amino acids)
Source: RefSeq, a predicted model, not a curated record
CUGGCCGCAGGGAAGUCUCUGAGCAGAAGUUCGGGGCGGUGCUUGAGGGCGAAAGGCGGAGUUAAAUCGAGCAGCGGAUCUGGGAUUGGCUCCCGGCUCUUCGGGGACUGAGCUUUCUUCGCCCGCGUAUUGGUGUUACGGGGGCUCGGGUAGGCUGAUUGACAGUGAGUAAGAUGGCGGCGCCCAUCGUAAUCCCGGAUACAGGCAGCAUCAGAAAGGCAGUGUCCCUUAUCAAUGCUAUAGAUACAGGCAAGUUCUCUCGGCUGCUCUCCCGCAUCCUUCAGAAGCUUCACUUAAAGGCAGAGAGUACUUUCACAGAAGAAGAGGAAGAAAAACUUCAAGUUGCCUUCUCAGUGAAGAAGCAAGAUCUCCACCUCAUCCUUGAAACCAUCACAUUCAUUUUGGAACAGGCUGUGUAUCACAACCUGAAACCAACCAUUCUGCAACAGCAGUUGGAGCAUUCCCAUGUGGAUCGUGAUAAAGUAGAAGUGUUUGCUACUACUUGGGCUGCUGCAGGGCCAGAGACAAUAGAGAAGUUCAGACAAAGGAGUUUGUCACCUCAGAAGCUUGAGACAGUUGGAUGGCAGCUUAGCCUUCAGAUGUCUCAGUCCACUCAAGCAAAACAAAAAUCUCCGCAAGCUGUUUUAGAACUUGGAGUAAACAAUGAAGAUUCAAAGUUCUUCUAGGUAUGAUAUUUAAAUCUGUCGGAAACUAAAAGGUCAUGGUAAAAACGUCGCAAGUUCCAACAAAGCUUUGAAUCUGAAAUCUCCUGCAGUUUGCUGAAUGUGGAGAAGGUGUGUGUGGAAUUCAGCCAUCAAGAACUGUUUGAGUUCUAUAACAAGCUGGAGACCAUACAAGCACAACUGGAUUCCCUUACAUGAUACUGUUCUGAAGAUGAAUUUCUCCACCACAUUCUGCUACUUCAGUAUUCUCUUUUGAAGAUGGAUUGGCCAACAGUUUGCUGAAUAAUUCAGUUGGUUAUUUUCAGAAAAUGGCUUGUCUCUUGUUUGCCCAGUAACCAAAGAAAAUCAUUGUUAAGAAAAUGGAGGUUCUAGUCGGUCUCAUCUUUACCACAUCAUUCAAGAACAUUUUUUACUGGAGUAGAGGAUACACCCUAUAUUGUUUUACAGGUAUCUUGAAGUGUAGAUGUGCUAUUCAUUCUCAUCCCCCACCCCUGCCCGUUUCUCUGUUUUGCAUAGAAGUUGGAAAUUUGCAAAUGUUGAAGGGCUAUAAGUGAAACAAUUAUCACCAUUAAAUACAGAAUACAUGUUCAAAUAUUUAGAAAAAAUAUGACUAAUCAGAAUUCAACAGGUAAAACAUUUUGCUCCAUAACUACUGUAUAUCUCAAUAAUUAAAAAAAUAAAGAAACUUCUGUUAUGGACCCAUUGUCUUUUCUUUUUAACAACUUACAUAUAUUUCAAGGUUGCUGAGCUACAAAGCAAAGCCAUUUCUGGCUGCUUUAGUAGCUGUAAAAGAUUGUUUUAAGGACAGUUAACAUAAAUAUGUGUAGCUGUUCUAACCCUGUAAUGAGUGGAGGUGAGUGGUAGGAAGAACCAUUGCACAUCCAGGAUUUUUGUGUGCACGUUGGAAUUGCUGUGCUUUCAAGAAACUUCUGGGUGAUAUAUGACUUUCUAAAUAUGAAUAUGAUUGUUCUAUUUAACAAUUUAAUCAUUUUUAAUAAUCACUUUAAAUAAUUUUGCAUUUUAAAUAAACACUUUGCAUUUUAAAUAAUCACUUUGGAUAUAUUUACUAGCUUACAAUAGAUUUAUACUUACUUUCCAUCAUGGUUAUCAUUCAAAGAGCAGCAAUUGUGUUAUGCCCAUGAAAUAAAUAGUGGCUGACAUCAAACUAAUGCUGUGCACUUCGGAAAACGUUUUGUGGGUGCCAUGAGGGAGGGGUGAUUUUCUCCAAUACCCCACUUACAUAGGAAGCUGCCAUAUACCGAGUCAGACCAUUGGUCUAUCUAGCUCAGUAUUGUCUUCACAGACUGGCAGCGGCUUCUCCAAGGUUGCAGGCAGGAAUCUCUCUCAGCCCUAUCUUGGAGAAGCCAGGAAGGGAACUUGGAAUCUUCUGCUCUUCCCAGAGCAGUUCCAUCCCCUGAGGGGAAUAUCUUACAAGGCUCACACUUCUAGUCUCCCAUUCAUAUGCAACCAGGGCAGACCGUGCUUAGCUAAGGGGACCCGUCAUGCUUGCUACCACAAGACCAGCUCUCCUCACCCCAGAACAGCAAUUUUUGUAACCACCUAUGCCUCCUGCAGGUUUGUUCCUGAGGGCCCCACAAUAUUAGUCUGGGUAUCAACCAGCAUGUUUUUAAGCUGUUGAUUGGAGUGAAGCCCCAUGUGUCUGUGACAGUGGAUAUACUUAAUGUACCUUUGCUGUUGUGCACAUUAGGUGUGACCUUUACAGAAGCAGAAAGGGAGAAAUGGCUAGUUUACCAUUGAUUCUCCCAAUUUUAAUUUAAUAUCAGGUUUUUUAGACACUCCCAGAUCAUCUGGACAAAUCAGGAGUCCCUAGAAGGGAUCCAUGCUAUAUUGUGUUUCUUUAAUAUGAAAUCUUUCUUUCCAACUUGCUUUUAUAGAAAUAAGCAUUAGUGUCGGCCAAGUAGAUAAUUUAGACCUAACAAAUUGAAAUGCAGAGUUUAUUUGAAGGAAGUAUUUCUUUAGAAAAACAUUGUAUCAGGCAAGUGUGAAAAAUAAUUAAAAUGUAAACUAGUUAUCUUACUCUGACUUAUACUUGGCAGUUGUUUAGUCAGCAUACAAUGCAAGUCUGAAUUGGAAAAUAUUUCCUCUAGAUGUUAUUACUUUAGGCUAUAGGUUGGUGUGUUUGAUGUGAUAUUUAUAUGCCGUUCCACAAACAUGCCUCUCAGAGGGGCUCACAACAGUAUCAAAUAGCAUGUACAAAUGCUACAGUAGCAUAUAAACCGUAAUAAUGGUUGGUUCUUUGUUGUGGUCAGGUUUCGCGCCUGCGUGGAAGCUCUGUAGGGAACCUCCUAAAGCUCUUUUCCUCUGCUACAUUUUGGCGGUAGUUCUGCUCCCUAUCCUAGUGUCAAUCCAGCUUUCUCUCAGUUCUUUGUUGUCUAUUGAAGGAUCUACAGCUUAGCUGAGGUGCCUUCUUCUCAACUCUCUCUGUCGCUAACCCCCUCCCCCAAACACCUCUGCCUUUAUCUCCUUAUAAAUUGUUCCUAUUUCUUCACUAUCCUUAGUUUCUCUUCCUUAUUCUGUCACUGUUUGCAUUUUGUCCCCCCUCUGGUGUACCCCCCUUCCCUUCCCUCACACACCCCUCCAUUUGGGAGUGGGGGUAGAAACUCUAUUUAACUGCUCUUCAGAGUCACUGCACGGCUGCAAAAGUCACAUUUAAACAUUGUAUGAUUUGUUGGGCCAAGCUCCUGUCGAUGGACGGUCACUCAUUGCCUUCUGCGCCAAGGGGAGUUGCACAUCAUCUAUUCUUGCCCUCACUGUCUGAACUUUACUAAGCAGGCCAUAAAAAAUAGGGAUCUGAUAUUGCGUUCCUUGCUUUGGGAAAAGGCUCUCUCUGCUCCCGUGGCUACGACAUCAAUUGCAAUAGAUGGAAUAGAAGGGUAUGAACUCGGAUCCAUCCCAUUCAGGGGAUCUCAGGCCCGACCAGUCUUGUCUUUCCCAAUGCCUGUGCUGUCAACUCCCAACUGCACACAUGGGACUGAGUGGCACCGACCUAACCAAGGCCAAACUGCCAGCUCCACCUUAGCUGCCACUAGGUUUCAGAGCAGAACCUCCAAAGAAGAAGAAAAAGACCCAAUGGGCUCCGUGCCACCAGACCCAAUGGGCUCCGUGCCACCAAACCCAGAGGCCGUAACUCCUGGCGGGACAAGGGUUGCCACCGAUUUUGAAGAAAAAGAAGCUGUCGACAGAGUGCUCCUAAACACCAACAAGACCACUCUUGAUCUUGAGAUGAAGAUUGCUCCCAGCCUCGAGAUGAACUCUAUCCGAUUGAGCCUGAUCCUAUUCUUGACCCUGACACACCUCACAGUCCUUCCACUCCACUCAGCCUCAACUGGGACCCAACCUCCCCAAUCAGCCUGGGAAAUGAUAGUCACCAUUCAGAUGGCUGGUGAUCUCCUGUGGAGGAUCUAAACUGGGGUGGGGGGGAAACCCCAUUUAGAGAAAAUACAAUACCACACAAGGACCGAGUACCAAGAGCGAAGCAUCCAGAUGGCAAUUACCCUCCUAAAGUUUGUCAUCACCAGGGAGAUUGGGAUUGCUACGAUGAUUGCAGGCAUCACCACCACAGCCAGUGUGACUGGGAUGAUUGUCACAGUGUACUCGAGAUCACUAUCACUUUACCAUAGAUCAUUAUAUGCUCAAAAACUAUACUGCCACUGCCAGCGAUCACCCCCACCAUCCAAACACUGUAGGGAUUGGUCACCAUUUUAUCGUGGCCACAACCGUAAGGAUGCAGUUCCCAAUCCAGAGGACUAUCCAGGUUUUCAUGCCAUGGGCAUCUGUCUCAAGCCAUGGGCAUUGAAAGCAAUCACCUCGCCAACCUCCACCCAACCGACUUAACUGCCCUUCCACAAAAGGAACAGGACACUGCUACACCCAUGGGAGGGGUGUCGGAAGUCUGGCUUGCGGGAAGAAACAGCCUGUAACCAAACUAUUACUUUGGAUCAUGGGCCGUUUACAAUAGACUUGAAAUCUGCUUCCUACUCAGAUGCAGAUUUGGACCUCUAUGAUGCCAGCACACAGGCGCGUAACAACGAUAGGGCAAGGGGAGACAGUUGUCUGGGGGCCCCACUGCCUGGAGGGGCCCCCCAGAGGCACCUCACGUGACUCCCCAUUGCCCCCUGCCCAGCCCCAUAGCUUCUCAGCCACUUGCCCUCUUCGCCGUCUCUCCAGCUUGUUCUCCUGGCCGGCAAUGGAAGCAGCUGACAAGCUGCAAAGAGCUCCUUUUCUCCCGCCUCUCAGCUGAUCGGCGGGUGGGCGGGGCUUCCACGGAGGCCUCCUGUAGGCCUCUGUGAAGCCUGAACUCCAGUAGGGCCCAAGCAAGCCAGGAAGGAGGAGGUAGCCAGAGAGGCCUCCACUGUUCUCUGCAGCAGAAGACCCCCUGCUGCCAGAUUCUGAAGUUACAGCCUGCCUCAUGAUCCAUUUCAAGGUGGAUUGUGGAAACCAUUAGACUGACCUACCAACCUGCAAAGAAACUCGACUUGCAAAGAAACCACCUCCAGGUAUGUAAGCUUGUGAUGCACCCACAAGUGUGAACAACAGAGGCCAUGACAAAGGACAGCAGGUUGCUUACCUGUAACUGAGGUUCUUCUAGUGGUCAUCUGUUCAUCCACACACCUACCCUUCCUCUCCACUGGAGUGUCUUUCAGAUUGGCGGACUUCUGAACUGAGGGAAAGCUGGAGCAACACUAGGAUGGGGGGUGGAGCUACCACCAAAAUGUAGCAGAGGAAAAGAGCUUUAGAAGGUUCCUGACAGAGCUUCAGUGCAGGCUCGAAACCCUACAAGUGUGAAUGAACAGUUGGCCACUUGAAGAACCUCAGUUACAGGGAAGCACCUGCUGUUCCCUUUGGUUUUUCUGUUAAAUUUCCUACUUUGAACUAGAAACUCCUGAAACUGAAUGGGGGAAGAUCUCUUCACUAGAGACCAGUGAGCUUCCCACCCUGCUCCCAUUGGAUUGCUUGAGAAAUGAGCUCAGUCAUUUUGAUAAAACUGUUAAAUAGCCUAGCUCAUUUCUAAGCUAAUCUGAAUUUGCUAACACCCUACAACCGAGCCCCCUCCCCUAGCCCCUUGCAAUGCACUCCAUUGUGAUAGUUCUUGGGAGAAAUACAGUUCCCAAGGGCCAGUGGGGGCAUCCAUGCUAUGAGUGGUAGAUUUUUCUUCCACCCUCUAAUAAUGGCUGGAAUACUGCUACUCCUGCCCAGACUGAUAACUGGGUCUGAUGGAAUAGGAUUUCAGAGUGGUGUGGGUAAACCAGAAAAUUUUCUCCAUCUUGGAUUUAAGGCAGAUAAGAUUUGAGGGGUCUCCUAAUACUCUUACCUCUUGUUUGAGAGGAGCAUUACAAGCUUCCCAAUCCAGGCAAGUUUUACCAGCAUCUCAACUUCUCAUCUGGCUAACAACUGAUCCCAAGGAUAAUCUGCAUAGAUUCUACUCUUAAAUUCUACUCAUGCAGAUUUUGAUGCUAACUAAUCAGAAAGAGUUUCUUGUCUUCCACCCUCUCUGUUGGUAAUAUUGGAAAUGCAGAAAUCUAGACAAUUGGAAAAGUCCAAUUUGGUCUCAGCUGGGGUUAAGAACAUGAGAUUGAUUUCAUCCCAGUUUCACUUAGACUGGAUGUUCUCUGAAUAGUAUUUAUCUUUUUAUACCUAUACACUGCUAUUCUUCCUCCAAAGAGCUCUUGUAUGUGGUUCCCAUGUGGUCUCCCUCCACCCAGAGAGUCAUCAGGUUUGGAACCCUCUGAGUUGGCAUAAUUCUUUGCUGUUAUACUUUUAAGACCCUGCCUGUUAAGACAUCAAAUUUUGUUGAUCUAUGGAUUGUUGCAUUUUAUCUCAUAUCUUUGAUAAUGGAUACAGGCUUGCAAUUAACUUUUGCUAUACUGUACUACAGAUGAUGCAGGAAGCUAGAGUCAAAUAUUUGAAAUCUUCAUCAUUUUAAAAGCUCCUUACACAAACGGAAGUAGCAUGUCAGGGAGAAGCUAAGCUAGAACAUUUUUCCUGCCAUGCUAUUUUCUUUUAAGAAUCGAAAGAUUUUUCUUUUACAGCUGUGAAAAUGGAGAAUGCUGAAUUUUGUAUUUUGCAAGGUCUGCAUUCCUUUAAAAAGAAAGGGCUUUAAAAAGAAAGAAUCAAUCUAUUUUCCAAGGAUCACAGCACAAUCCUAAGCAUCUUUGCUCAAAAAUAAGUCUCUUGGAGUUCAGUGGCAGUUACUCUCUAGUAACUGUUUUGCAUUGCAGCUGUAGUUAUGUAUUUGCUUAUUUACUCUCUAAAAAUUGGGAAUUAAGCAUUCCCUCUCCCCUACCAAAAAUAUGUGAUUCUAUGGUCUGUUUUAUACACUUGCAUGAAAGUAAGAUUUUGUGAAAUAAAUCAUGGAUGCAUUUAAAAGGUACAUUGUAAAAGAGAUAGUUCUCCCUGUUCUUUGAAGUGCUUGCCAUGAGCUUGGGUGGUAUAGAAAUAUGUUUGUAUAAAUAAAUAAAUCAAUCAAUCCAUC